Urocitellus parryii (Arctic ground squirrel) is the source of this 2113-nucleotide messenger RNA. RefSeq names its product ARF like GTPase 4C (gene Arl4c). The record is from RefSeq and is a predicted model, not a curated record. NCBI's taxonomy places the organism in Eukaryota, Metazoa, Chordata, Mammalia, Rodentia, Sciuridae. Gene Ontology annotation, molecular function: GTP binding; GTPase activity.
GAGGAGCCAUGGGCAACAUCUCCUCCAACAUCUCGGCCUUCCAGUCCCUGCACAUCGUCAUGCUGGGCUUGGACUCGGCCGGCAAGACCACGGUGCUCUACCGGCUCAAGUUCAACGAGUUCGUGAACACGGUGCCCACCAUCGGCUUCAAUACGGAGAAGAUCAAGCUGAGCAACGGCACGGCCAAGGGCAUCAGCUGCCACUUCUGGGACGUAGGAGGCCAGGAGAAGCUGAGGCCGCUGUGGAAGUCCUACAGCCGCUGCACGGACGGCAUCAUCUACGUGGUGGACUCGGUGGACGUGGACCGGCUGGAGGAGGCCAAGACGGAGCUGCACAAGGUGACCAAGUUCGCCGAGAACCAGGGCACGCCGCUGCUGGUCAUCGCCAACAAGCAGGACCUGCCCAAAUCGCUGCCGGUGGCCGAGAUCGAGAAGCAGCUGGCGCUGCACGAGCUCAUCCCGGCCACCACCUACCACGUCCAGCCGGCGUGCGCCAUCAUCGGCGAGGGCCUCACCGAGGGCAUGGACAAGCUCUAUGAAAUGAUCCUGAAACGCAGGAAGUCCCUCAAGCAGAAGAAGAAGCGGUAAUACGCCUGGCAGGGUUCGGGAGCUAGGGGGAGCAAGCCAGGGAGCGAACGAGUCAGGAGUGAAUGAAUGGAUAGAUGGGUGAGCGAGAACCCGCGCCCGCGAACAAAGACAGCGAACCAAAGCGAUGCUUCGAAUUUUUUAAACUCUGUCUCUGUACCCAAAUGCAGAACUGGUGACUUAACCUGGCCUGGAGCUGAUUUAUCAGCCAACUCGCCAUCUGCCCUACCCCCACGCCAGCUCUGGGGACCUUUUGUCUGAGCACCGGAGAUACCUAGUGGGUGGGGGACCGGUGGGGUGUGGACCUUCGGUUCAGGCUUGUGCGCCCUCCGGCCCCAGGAGAAGAAUCAGAUGUCAGAGACAAGGCGAUUUCUUGAUUUCUUCUUACUCCACUGGGCCGGGAGUUCAGGCUGCCCCGCCCCCAUUGGGGGAUCACCUGUGAGUUACCUGAGGUAUGCAGUUCCCAGAACCCUGGGGGGCACCCAUCUGGAGGCAGGGUGGCAUUGGGGGUGGCGGUGCUGGGGAGAUGAAAUGCCCCUUGCAUUCAGGGGCUUGGAAGCUGAAUAAUUUUAUGUCACAGGGCAGGCCCCUGUUGAAAUUUCAUAGGUCCUGCUCUGGGCCCAGAGGAGGUGGUGGUUUGGGCCAUCAGGACUGCCUGGGACAAUGCGGCAGCUGGAGGGCACGGGGCGCUGUGCUGCUGGCCUUGGCUGGGAAUGGCCGAGAAGAUGCCCCCUUCAUGGGGCUUUGUGGUGGCUACAGGAUUCCAGUUUUGUUGAGAACUGCUUUUCAGCCUGGAAUGAGACCUCUUCCAGAUGGCUUGGACCCUGUCCAUGUGUAGGUCAUUAUCACACAAAGAGACCAAUAAAAAUUUUWAAAAAAUAAGAAACUGUUGGAGGUGGUGGCAAAUGAUGCAUUUACUGUUUGCAGGUUAGUUAAAGGUGUUCAAAGGGCAAUGCUCUUGGCAUAAAUCUGGAUGGUGUGCGUGUGAGAGAGAGUAUACAGGGACCUCCCUCUGUAUUGUGUAAUCAGCAUAAAUAUCUAGAUCCAUUCUGUGUGGAAUUUUAAAUUCUCUGAAUCUACCGAUUGGUUUGGAUGAGCAUACCAGCUACAGAUGUGUGCUGAGUUGCAAGAUGGUUUUUCUGCAAGGGAUGUCUCUUGUAAUACUAACCGUGUGGUAAUGGGUUUUCAGACAUGUUUUUAAAAAUAACUUACAAAUGAAUACUCACCUUAGAAAUAUUCACCUUAGGAAAAAAGACUUUGCUCUGCCCUUUUAUAUCCCUUGACGCUGCAAGUGGCGACAUGUUCAGAUUUCUAAUUUGGUUCAUUGUGGCCUAUCUGGUUUAAGUAUUUCAUUCAGAACAUCUCAUUAGAGUAUUUGAUGUCAUGCACCAAAAAUAAAACCCCACCUUUUUGCAAAAAACGACCUCGUUGCAUGGAUUUAAAAGCGGAGGAAAAGCUAAGGAUGUAGUCCUUCUCCAUUCAUUCUCUAACUGGCCUUGUAGCCAGCAGGCACUUUGGGCAAAUGCAAA